Messenger RNA from Musa acuminata AAA Group (dessert banana), 2068 nucleotides. Its product is annotated as F-box only protein 6-like. The transcript has a single exon. The record is from RefSeq and is a predicted model, not a curated record. The coding region runs from base 439 to 1551 and encodes 370 amino acids. NCBI's taxonomy places the organism in Eukaryota, Viridiplantae, Streptophyta, Magnoliopsida, Zingiberales, Musaceae. Gene Ontology annotation, molecular function: protein binding.
CAAACAGGAAAAGGCUCAUUUAUAUUGGUCGGGAUUGCAGCACAAAGUGGCACUGGUCUUUUCGUCUGCAACCUGCGAGUCCAACAAACGAGAGGCAGUCCUUGUCGAGACAGGGAAUCCUGAUCCUAAGCAUAAGAUGCUUCCACAUCUAUGAUGUCUCUCCGUCCCAUAUUUUAAUCCGUACGAAAUGAUGGCUAAUUAUAGAUAAUCCGCCUCAUUCAUUAUCAACAGCAGCACCACCACCACUAUCAUCACCUUCAAUUAUGACGCUGUCUCAAAAUGUCAUGUCAUGGGUGUUUCAGCGCUCCCUCCUGUCAGCCUAUCGCCUCCCUCUGCUCCUCGCAUCAGUCUCAACCAGGGAUAUCGCUCUUGCUACCGUAAUUCCAAAAUAAGCAGAGCGAAGAGCGGCAAUUCGACAAACAGCAACAGGUGGCGGCCAUGUGGGAGCACCUUUCCUUGGAUCUCCUCGCCCACGUCUUCUCCUUCCUCCCCCCGGACGCUGUAGCCCGCGCCAUGGCGGCCUGCAAGCACUGGUUCGACUGCGCCCGCUCUCGCUUACCGCCGUCCCGCCAACCCCCCUGGCUCGUGGCCUUGCCCGCGCGCGCCGCCCGCGGUAGACCCUCCUGCUACGCCCACGAUCCCGCCCUCAACCGCUGGCACGUGCUCCCCCUCGACCUCUUCCCUUGCCCGCUCCGCCUCGUGGCCCCCGUGGGUAGUUCUCUCCUCUGCAAGCUCGCGGCCUCCUCUGACCUCCGCCUCGUUCUUCUGAACCCUUUUACCCGCCAGUUCCGGAACCUCCCGGAUUUGACGAUGCCGCGUCGCAAUCCGGCCGUCGGGAUCGUCGUCCGCGGGGUGGACGCCACGUCCGACUCUUCUUCCUCAUUCAGCGUGAUAGUCGCCGGCGGCGCGUCGGGGUCCUGCUACGAGCCCACGGUGGAGAUGUACGACACGGGGCCCGGCGGGUGGUCCCUGGUCGGGCCGAUGCCAGUCGAAUUCGCGGUGCGGCUGACGGUGUGGACGCCCAACGAGAGCGUGCACGCGCUCGACGGGGCCAUGUACUGGAUGACCUCCGCUCGGGCGUACAGCGUGAUGGGGUUCGACCUGGGGCGGAGGGCGUGGCGGGAGGUGAAGGCGCCCAUGGCGGAUCGGCUGGAGUGGGCGGCUUUGGUACGGCGCCCCAGCGGGAAGCUGGGUUUGGUAGGCGGCGACGGCGACGGGCAGGGGGCCGUGUGGGAACUGAUUGAGGAGGACAAGUGGGUAGCGGUGGGAAGGGUGCCGGCUGAGCUGGGGAGGAGGUUCUGGGGAAGGAGCAAGUCAGCGGCCACCAGGUGCGUCGGGGGCGAGGAGGCGGUGUACUUGUUCAGGGACCUGGGCUCCGAGAUGUUGGUGUGGAGGGAGUCGUCAUCAUCACAAAUCAAGAAAAACAAGGAAGGGGAAGAGACAUGGGAGUGGCGUUUGGUACAAGGGCGCUGUUGCAUGCCCAACAUCCCCAUCAAGGCAGCGCUGCUUCAUCCCACCCUAUCACGCUCCAGCUUCCCGGCUUCGUUGUAGUUGAAGGCCGGGCAGUUCUUCCGGUCAAUGCAUCAUUAGCACUUACAUAGUCUCAGUUGGCGCUCGGCGGCUGGCGGGCGCUCCUCAGAAACGGCAGCAGCACUAUGCAACUCCGGUGUCUCGGAAGGAGUCACCUUUCGAAGAAAGACCCCCUCUCCCAGUUGGCCAAUGCUGCAGGCCCCAUUAUUCCACCACCAUCUCCGGUGCGAAGUAGUCGGGUCGCGGCUCCGCAGGGGGUUUGACGCCCUUAUUUACGCCACUGUUGCGUGGCGGACUUACCGCCCGAGGAGACUGGACAUCGUCGAGGAACCACGGCGUUUAGUUUCGUACAUAUACGCAUAAUUAUCUGGAGGAAGGUGGACUCUGAGUUCAUGUGACAGAGAGACCAGCGAGUGGAUCCAGCUCAGAGCUGUGUACACUUCUGCAGUCAUCACAUGUCGAUUGGAAUACAUUUUGUCAGCAUUAUCGCAUUGGAGUUUUCAUCUAUGAAAGUGAUAAAGAGUUGCUCGAUCUGCAA